AUGGGUCAACAGCAGACCAAAGAGGCUGGCGCCGCUGGCGCGUCCGCAAACCACUCGGGCCAUGCCCGAUCCUCCUCUCGCGGCAUGUCCGCCUCGGCAUCCGGCAACUUGGUCGCCUCGCUAUCCGCAUCCAGCCUCAGCCCGCCGCCGCCCCCGCCGCUACCCGCCCAUUUGGCCGACACGGUCAAGGUCGACGAGGGCGGCCUCGUCCCCCACGGCGUCUACACCGGCCCUCAGGACUACGACCAGCACUUUGUCCGCCAGCACAUCGUCGACCGUCGCCUCGCGCCGUUCUGCAAGGGAAGCGAUGACGACGACGAAUACGCCGACGCCAAGUUCAACAGCGAGUGUCCGAUCUGCUUCCUCUACUAUCCGGCUCCGCUCAACUUCUCGCGCUGCUGCCACCAGCCCAUCUGCACCGAGUGCUUUGUUCAGAUGAAGCGAGCCGACCCGACCUCGACCAAUCCCCCUUCGUCCGAGCCCAGGUCGUGCCCCUUCUGCGUCGAGCCCAACUUUGGCGUGACGUAUACGCCCCCGGAGGCGCUGCAGCGCGAACGACGACGCAGCGGUAGCGGCAGCGGCAGUGGCAGCGACAGCCCCAACGACGCCACAGACGCCACCAAUUUCGCCGAGAUGGCCAUCGGCAACGGCGGUGUAGGCAGCCUCGGCGCAGGCAAGAAGAAGAUCCUCGCCGCCGACGAUCCGAGCGUCAUCACCGUCGACCAGGUGCGACCCGACUGGCACUACAAGCUCGCGCAGGCCGAAGCAGCGGUGGCGCGACGAGCGAAUCGGCGCGUGAUCAUGCGCCAGGUGGGCGACCGCCUCAUCCCGAUCGGCAUCUCGUCCUCGCGCAUGGGCGCCGACCUGGCCGCAGCAGCAGAGAGCGGCAGGAUCAAUCUCAACGGACCGGGCGGCAGCAUCAUUCUCAACGACGGACAGAACUGGCCGGGCACCGGAUCAGUCACGACUUCGCGCAGGCGUAGCAGCCGCCCGAGCCGCGGUGCCGGCGAGGGGCUUCCGGAAUUGGCGCGUCUCAUGCGCAUGGGGGCGGGCGAAGAUAUGGAGGAGGCCAUGGUCAUGGAGGCGAUGCGCCUCAGCCUGCUCGAGCACGAAGAGCAGCAGCGCAAGCAGGCCGAGGAAGAGAAGAAGAAGAAGACGGCGGCAGCGGGAGCGGCUUCGGGCGACUCCCAGGCUGAGCAGGGCGCGAGCUCGAGCAGCGGAUCGGCAGGCGGAAGCACCGCACAGCGCUCGCAGACAGACGCGGCAGACAGGACGGCGGGCGGACGAGCUACGUCGGUGAUGGACGAGUCCGAGGCCGCUGGUAGCAGUGCGGCUGGUUCGCGGGCCGCUGCGUCGUCCGGCGCGCCCCGACUGCCAAUGAGCACGGUGGACCCCGCAUCGUUGGGUCUGUCGGAGACGACGAUCAACGAGCUGCGCGAGCUCAUCGACGGCGGCCCCUCGCCUCCCGCAUCGAGCGGAUCGCCGGGCGAAGCUUCGACGCCGGCUGGAGGCGCGCGGCCGCGCACGUCGAUGCCCGCACCGGCUCCUGUGCCCGUGCCGCAGCCCGUGGCGGAUGCGCAGCAUGACCCGAACAUCAGCUCGCAGCAUGGCUAUCCGUCGCCGCCGCCCGAGGCCGGUGGCGCUGGCAAGCACGUGCCCACCGCGUACUCUACGACCACCGCGGCGUUCGAUGCCGACUCGAGCGCGCCUGGCAGCCCGUCGUCGUCCGGGUUCGGCGUGCCGCGCAGCCGCAUUGUCAACCCCAACAAUCCGUUCCGUCGCAGCAUGGGCGAACACCACUGA
Moesziomyces antarcticus is the source of this 1803-nucleotide messenger RNA. RefSeq names its product zf-c3hc4 type zinc finger. Lineage: Eukaryota; Fungi; Basidiomycota; Ustilaginomycetes; Ustilaginales; Ustilaginaceae. Bases 1 to 1803 code for a protein of 600 amino acids. The transcript has a single exon. Gene Ontology annotation, cellular component: cytoplasm. The record is from RefSeq and is a predicted model, not a curated record.